GCUCCGUAAAUUCCCGCCCAUGCCUUCCCUUCUUCGUAUCGUCCGUGCCCGGCCUCCUCUCAUUCUCCUCCCCCAAACAGCCACAACACUGACAAGACAUUCAUUCCUCUGUCCUCCUCCCUCCUGCUGCUGCUGCUGCUGCUGCUAUUGAGCAACUACUCCUAAAGUUACUUCUCCUAAGUCGAUCAAAAAAUGGCGCCUUCUGGUCGUCGGACGAGCAAUGGCCGAUCACCGCUUGUCAAUCAACAGCAGCAGAUCACCUCUUUCUUCUCCAAGAAGACAUCAUCGUCGUCAUCCCCAUCACCAACUGCUCCCCCCUUAUUUUCCACCCCCAAGCUCACCACUAAGAAACCUAGCCCUACCACUGAUUGUAGCCCCAGCUCCAGCCCGUUCACUCCUUCACCUCUCGAAACCAGACCAAAGAAACCGUUACUAGUCAUCCGCCCUUCCUCACCUUCUGCUUCGGCUUCUCCCAUGAAAUCCUACGGACCUGAGGUUGUCGAUAAAAGAAUUAGGGUUUACUGGCCGUUGGACCAGUCGUGGUACCAUGGCUGCGUCAAACAUUUCGAUGAAAUCUCUGGUAAGCAUUUGGUUCUCUAUGAUGAUGCGGAUGAGGAAUUAUUGAACCUCGCCGAGGAAAAGAUUGAGUGGCCGGUUGGGGAGGUACCUGUCAGGGGGAGGUUCCGCCGUUUGCGACGGAUUUCAAUUGUGGAAGAUGAUGAGGAGAACGACUGUGUGGAGAAGGAGAGCGGUGGCAAUGAUGAUGAGGAGUCGGGAUGGAAUGCUGCGGAAAGAGAGGUGGUCGAGGAUGUUCCCGUGGGCAUGGAAUUGGAGGAGGAUUAUGAUGGAGUGUGUAGUGGAAAAAUAACUAGUGGAAGAAGCAGUAAGCGUAAGAUGGGUGGGGCGGCGAAGCUGGGUGCUAAUUCUUCUAAGAAGAUAAAGAAUGUUGGAGAUACCGAGCAAAUUGACAGCAAGAUUUCUUGUCAUGUCAAGGGUGAAAAUUUGAUUGCACCUGCUGGGAACAAUGUAAUUAGUGAGAAGGGUAUUGAUAGUUGUAGAACUUCAAUAGAUGUUGCCGAAGAAAGAUUUGGUGCACGCGAAGCAGGAAAGCUGUGGUUCUUGGGGAAGGACCGUAGGGAUGCCAAUAGACGACGUCCUGGACAUGUGGAUUAUGAUCCAAAAACUUUGUACUUGCCGCCAGAGUUUUUAAAACGUUUAUCAGAUGGCCAGAGACAAUGGUGGGACUUUAAGUCAAAGCACAUGGACAAGGUUAUGUUUUUCAAGAUGGGCAAAUUUUAUGAACUCUUUGAAAUGGACGCACAUGUUGGUGCCAAAGAGCUGGAUUUGCAAUACAUGAAGGGAGAUCAACCUCAUUGUGGCUUUCCAGAAAAGAACUUCUCAAUGAAUGUGGAAAAACUGGCAAGAAAGGGUUAUCGUGUUCUUGUUGUGGAGCAAACAGAAACACCUGAGCAGCUUGAGAUGCGUCGCAGAGAGAUGGGCUCUAAAGAUAAGGUUGUAAAACGUGAAAUAUGCGCUGUAGUCACAAAAGGAACAUUAACAGAAGGAGAAAUGCUCUCAGCAAACCCUGAUGCUGCUUAUUUGAUGUCAGUGAUUGAAAACUUUCCAAGCUCAGGAAAUCAGCUUGCACAGCAAAUAUUCGGUGUAUGUGUGGUUGACGUAGCCACAAGCAAGAUUAUGCUUGGACAGUUCAGGGAUGAUUCAGACUGCAGCAUCCUCUGUUGUCUAUUAUCUGAGUUAAGGCCGGUGGAAAUCGUUAAACCUGCUAAACUGCUAAGCCCUGAGACGGAGAGACUACUUCUACGACAUACACGGAAUCCUUUAAUUAAUGAGUUGCUUCCUCUUUCGGAAUUCUGGGAUGCAGAGAAAACCAUAAAUGAAGUAAAUUGUAUUUUUCAGCGAAUUAAUAAUCAGACAUGUUCUUUAUCUCAAAAUGGUGCAGUGUCACAUGCAAUUCAAUCUUCAGUUAAAGAUGGUGGGGAAUGCUUGCCAGACAUUUUGGCUGAGCUUCUGGCUGCAGGGGAGAACGGAAGCUAUGCACUCUCAGCUCUUGGAGGCAUUCUUUUCUACUUGAAGAAAGCUUUUCUGGAUGAAUCUCUACUUAGAUUUGCGAAGUUUGAGUCACUCCCGUGUUCUGGUUUGGGUAAUAUUUCUCAAAUGCCAUACAUGGUUUUGGAUGCAGCUGCUUUGGAGAAUCUUGAGAUUUUUGAAAACAGCAGAAAUGGAGAUAGUUUUGGGACAUUGUAUGCACAGAUGAACCAUUGUGUGACAGCUUUUGGCAAAAGGUUACUUAAAAAAUGGCUUGCAAGGCCUUUGUGUCAUGUGGAAUUGAUACAUGAACGCCAGGAUGCUGUAGCAGGACUAAAGGGAGUUAAUCUACCUUCCGUCCUUGAGUUCCGAAAAGAGUUGUCCAGGCUUGAAGAUGUUGAGCGUUUGCUUGCACGCAUCUUCGCAAGCAGUGAAGCCAUUGGAAGGAAUGCAAAUAAAGUAAUCCUGUAUGAGGAUGCAGCAAAGAAGCAGCUUCAAGAGUUUAUAUCAGCUUUGCGUGGAUGUGAACUCAUUUAUCAUGCAUGCUCUUCACUUGCUUCAAUUUUGGAAAAUGUGGAUUCGAGGCUAUUACAUCAUUUAUUGACUCCUGGUAAAGGUCUUCCUGAUGUACAUUCAGUUAUGAAGCACUUCAAGGAUGCUUUUGACUGGGUGGAAGCAAAUAAUUCUGGUCGUAUAAUACCUAGAAAAGGGGCUGAUAAAGAAUAUGAUGAUGCCUGCAAAAAUGUCAGGGAGGUGGAAUCUAAUUUGAUGGAACAUUUGAAGGAACAGCGCAGGUUACUUGGAGAUGCAUCUGUCAAUUACGUUACAGUGGGGAAAGAUGCCUACCUUUUGGAAGUGCCAGAAAGUUUGUGCAGGAGGACUCCGCGUGAUUAUGAGUUACAAUCAUCUAAAAAGGGUUUUUUCCGUUAUUGGACCCCCGUUAUCAAAAAGUUGUUGGGUGAGCUGUCACAGGCGGAAUCUGAAAAGGAAUCCAAGUUGAAAAGCAUCUUCCAGAGGUUGGUUGGAAGAUUCAGUGCGCAUCAUAAUAUGUGGAGACAGUUGGUUUCUACUGCUGCAGAGCUGGAUGUUUUAAUUAGCAUCUCUAUUGCAUGUGACUACUAUGAAGGACAAGCUUGUCGUCCAAUUAUUACUGGCUCAUCGUCUCCAGAUGCAGUGCCCUGCCUUACUGCCAAAAGUUUAGGGCACCCUACCCUUAGAAGUGAUUCUCUAGGCAAGGGUGGCUUUGUCCCCAAUGAUGUUACUCUUGGUGGUUCUGAACAUGCCAGCUUUAUCUUGCUCACUGGGCCUAACAUGGGUGGAAAGUCAACUCUUCUGCGUCAAGUUUGCUUGGCUGUUAUUCUGGCACAGGUCGGAGCAGAUGUACCAGCUCAAAGCUUUGUCAUGUCUCCUGUUGACCGCAUCUUUGUUCGAAUGGGUGCAAUAGAUCACAUUAUGGCAGGGCAAAGUACAUUCUUGACAGAACUUUUAGAAACUGCAUCUAUGCUGUCAUUGGCAACUAGAAAUUCAAUUGUUGCAUUGGAUGAGCUUGGACGAGGAACGUCAACUUCAGAUGGACAAGCAAUAGCUGAAUCUGUUCUUGAUCACUUUGCCCACAAGGUACAUUGUCGAGGAAUGUUCUCUACUCAUUAUCAUCGAUUGGCUAUUGACUAUGAGAGAGAUCCCAAGGUUUCCCUGUUUCACAUGGCAUGCCAAGUUGGCAGAGGAAUUGAAGGUCUGGAGGAUGUUACAUUUCUUUACAGGUUGACCCCUGGUGCGUGCCCCAAAAGUUAUGGUGUCAAUGUUGCAAGGCUAGCUGGACUUCCUGAUGCUGUGCUCCAGAAGGCCACAUUGAAGUCUCGAGAUUUUGAGGAAACCUAUGGGAGAAUAAAGGGACCGAAGGACAAAUUUUCAACUCAUCAGAAAGAAGAGCUGAAAAAUGUGAUGAAGAAUUUAUCAACCAUUGUGGCCAACAACAGUUGCCAUCAAAGUGCGGUUUCUACGCUAGCCGAACUGCAAGGAAAAGCAAGGUUACUUCUAGAACGAAGUUAAAAAGGCAAUCACUCCAUUCUGUUGUACAGUAUUGGCUUCUUCUGAUUACUUGGAAUGAGGCACAACCGGCCAUUGGCAACUUUGCCCA
Messenger RNA from Coffea eugenioides, 4183 nucleotides. RefSeq names its product DNA mismatch repair protein MSH6. The transcript is spliced from 21 exons. Lineage: Eukaryota; Viridiplantae; Streptophyta; Magnoliopsida; Gentianales; Rubiaceae. The record is from RefSeq and is a predicted model, not a curated record. Gene Ontology annotation, biological process: mismatch repair. Gene Ontology annotation, molecular function: ATP binding; mismatched DNA binding; ATP-dependent DNA damage sensor activity. Bases 193 to 4095 code for a protein of 1300 amino acids. Gene Ontology annotation, cellular component: nucleus.